Molecule: messenger RNA, 1316 nt
Organism: Trichomycterus rosablanca
Lineage: Eukaryota; Metazoa; Chordata; Actinopteri; Siluriformes; Trichomycteridae
Product: DNA ligase 1-like
Exons: 5
Coding region: 126-1223 (365 amino acids)
Source: RefSeq, a predicted model, not a curated record
UCCGCGCAUCCUGGAGCCUCAUUUCACUUCACGUUUGUUCAGAGGAAGCAGCUCAAGUUCAUUACCGAGUAAAAUAUCAAUCUGUGCGUUUCUCAUCACACACUGUGAUAAGAAAGUGGGUAAGUAUGCGUAAGUGGAUACAAAUGAUACGGAAACUGUUUAAGCGCUUCAAAAUCCACCCUCCUCACAAGGAGAAGGUGGAGGAGAAUGAGGCAGAUGUACACCUGGAGGAAUUUGCAGAUGGGAGUGAGAAACAGAAGGAUUGGGGAGAAAAACAAGAGCACCAGCAGAGCACCUGCAGCCAGGAGAUCCUGUUAUCACUUCACAGGAUUUUUGAAAAGCAUGCAGAGUGCUCUGAGAAUCUCUUGAGAGAGAUUACAAAAUUGACAGAUGUUAUUGAGAGCACAAAGAAAACGAACAGUGCUGAGAUGGAAUCUACUGCUCCUCUAGCAGUCAGUCAGGACGUUACACCAGCUCAAAAGCCUAAGCUGCCUUUCUCUACAUUUUCCUCUUUCUUUAGCUCUGCCAGGAUCCGGCUUCCUCCAAUAAAAGAGCUCCAGCAUUCCUGUGUGGAGUCCAGUGUGAUUUCCAGUGUGCACACUGACGACGUAAAGCCGCCACAAUCGCCCAAGUUAGCAUGGGGUGCAAAUCAGUGCUGCAUGAACACUGAAGAGAUCAUGCUGACUGAAAACACAGAUCUGAAUGUUGUUGAGCUGCAAACUGUGGAUGCGACAUCCUCAGAGGAUGAAACAAUUGGUCUUAUGAUUGGCAGAAUUGUAAACAAGCCACUUGAUGAACAAACGCACCUUUUGGAGAUGGAGUUUAAUGCCAAGUUAGCUGAAUGGUCCGAGACUGAAAAGGAGGAGAAGGUAAAAGUUAAACUUGAGAUGGACGAGGCAAAUCAGAGAAGACAAGAGGAAAUUGAAGACCUAAAAUUGAAAGUGAAUUUUCUGAAAAACGAGGCCAAACGUGAAAAACAGGAGGGGAAAAAGAAGCAAAAGGAUCUAGAAAAGGAAAUGAAGAAUGAAAAAUUAAAGCUUCUCCUUGAGCUGAAAGAGCUAAAAAAGAAAUUGAAGAUGGAGAAAAAGGAGGAGCGUAACGGGAAGAAGAUGGAAAAGCACAUGGAGGUUGACGAGGAAGAGCAUGAGGCGAAAGACAAACGGGCCUUAAAAAGCAAAUUUAGAGUAGCAUUUAAAUUCAGGGGUUUCAAAGAAAGGAACUAAAGCAUGAAAGGCCCUUGAGAUCUAGAGAGGAACAUUCAACCAGACUGACAUGCUCAAAUAAUCCUCAAUAAAAGCAAUGCAUUAAAAAAGUCA